GCCCGGGCUCUUUCCAUUGAGCCACGCUGCUUCUCUGGGAAGGCAGCUACCCGCUGUCGUCAUCCACCCCUUGAUUGUUUUCUGACCCUGAGCCCCGGCCGCCAUGUUCUGGAAGUUCGACCUGCACCCGAGCUCCCACCUGGACGCGCUGCUGGAGCGGGAGGGCCUGAGCCUGCGGGAGCUGCUGGACGAGGAGGACGUGCUGCAGGAGUGCAAGGGGGUCAACCGCAAGCUGCUCGAUUUCCUCCUGCAGCCCCAGCACCUGGAAGCCAUGGUGGCCUCCCUCACGCAGGAACCUCCUGCCGACGGGGACGAGAGGCUCCGAUACAAGUACCCCAGCGUGUCGUGCGACAUCCUGACGGCAGACGUGCCCCAGAUCAACGAUGCGCUGGGCGGGGACGAGGCGCUGCUGCGGCAACUCUACGGCUUCCUGCAGGCCGGGGGCAACCUCAACCCUCUGUUGGCCAGCUUCUUCAGCAAGGUCAUGGGCGUCCUCAUCAACCGCAAAGCCGACCAGAUCGUGUCGUUCCUGCAGAAGAAGGACGACUUCGUCCCGCUGCUGCUGCGGCACAUCGGCACUUCCGCCAUCAUGGACCUGCUGCUCCGGCUGCUCACCUGCGUGGAGGGACCGCAGCUGCGCCAGCACGUUUUCACGUGGCUUAAUGAGGAGAAGAUCGUCCAGAGGCUUAUCGAGAUGAUUCACCCAUCCAAGGAUGAGAGUCAACACUCGAACGCGGCCCAGUCCCUGUGUGAUAUCGUGCGCCUGAGCCGGGAGCAGAUGAUCCACAUCCAGGACAGUCCCGAGCCAGACCAGCUCUUGGCCACCCUGGAGAAGCAAGAGACGGUGGAGCAGCUGCUCAGUAACAUGUUCGAGGGGGAGCAGCAGAGCGACUCCGUCGUCAUCUGCGGCAUCCAGGUCCUCCUCACGCUGCUGGAGCCCAGGCGACCCCGGUCGGAGUUCGGGGGUCCGGGCGGCUUCUACUGCACGGUGGACGGUCAGCCGGAGCUCACCUCCCCCGUCGGCCCGGACACCCUCACCAGCCAAGCCAGCCUGGGGACCCUGCUGGCCCUGCGCCCCCGGCUCCGCCACUUCCACCAGCUGCUGCUGCGACCCCCGAAGGAAGAGGUGCUGCGGACAACGUGGGGGAGGUUGGAGCCUCCCCUGGGCGCGCCCCGCCUGCACGCGGUCAUGUUGCUGGGCAGCGCCCUGAUGGCCCCCGAGCCCGGCUUGAGGGAGGAGCUGCUGGGCCUGGAUACCCUCAACACCCUGCUGGACCUGUACUUUCAUUACGUCUACAACAACUUCCUACACGCUCAGGUGGAGCUGUGCAUCAGCAACUUGCUCAGCUCGGGGCCCCCGGGGCAGGGGGACGGGGAGUGCGACGCUCCCACCCACAACACCCACAGUGCCGUCGUCAGACACCUCUUGCAGCGGUGCCGCUUGGUACAGCGGAUCCUCUCCGCCUGGGAGGAGAAUGACCGGAUCCAGUGAGUGCCCGCAGCCUGAGGGGGGCGACGCCAAGGCUACAUGGGUCACCUGACGCGGAUGGCCAACGCGGUGGUGCAGAGCGUGGAAGCGGGCCCCAACGCGGCGCUCCUCGGGCAGCUCCUCCGGGAGCUGCCCGCGGAGGAGCAGGAGCGCUGGGAGACCUUUGUGUCGGGGCCGUUGGCCGAGACCAAUCGACGGAACCGCGUGGACCUGGUGACGGCGCACCCCCGGCCCUCGUCCAGCGAGGACGAAGAUGACCCUCGGCUGAAGGAGUUCGCCUUCCCCGAAGAAGCCGCCCUGCAGCAGGCGUUCAUGGAUUUCCAGAUGCAGCAGAUGACGUCCGCGUUCAUCGACCAUUUCGGCUUCAACGACGAGGAGUUUGGGGAACAGGAGGAGAACGUCAAUGCUCCCUUCGACAAGACAGCAAACAUCACCUUCUCCCUGCAUGCCGACGGCGAGAGCCCGAACUCAAACCUGUUUGAGAUUUGCUGCAAGGAGAGGAUCCGGCACUUUGACGAUGACGACGACGAGGAUUCGGACGGGGAGGCCGGCAGCUGGGAGGACCAACCGCUGCCUGCCGGGGCCCGGUCCGGCCCGGCUCACGGACUCCUGAGCAGAGACAGCACAGACAGUGAGGAGGAGGAGGAGGAGGAGGAAGAAGAAGAGGAGGAGGAGGAGGAGGAAGAAGAUUCAGGUGGGGAUGAGACAGGCCCCCCAAACUCAGAGACAUCCCAUGACCCAGACUGCCCGGCGCGUGGGACCUCAGCGCCCACCUUCCCCGAGGCGGAACCUCUGGCCCAGAGCGGGGCCGCCCCCCAGCCCUCAGACAGUGGAGCCUUGUCGGCUGGCUGUCCAGCCCCCUCAUCUCAGGAAGUGACUCGUGGCCAAAUACCUCCCAACACAGCUCCCGGCAGGAGCAAUGGUGGGGACCCCGGUGGGGGGAGCAUCCCCAACCCACCACUCCCAGGAGCUCCGGACAGCCCCUUCCCCUUGCCCAAUGGCCCUUUUCAUGAAGACCCUGCCUCUCCGGUGGCCAAGUGA
Molecule: messenger RNA, 2530 nt
Organism: Tachyglossus aculeatus (Australian echidna)
Lineage: Eukaryota; Metazoa; Chordata; Mammalia; Monotremata; Tachyglossidae
Gene: PPP6R1
Product: protein phosphatase 6 regulatory subunit 1
Exons: 22
Cellular component (GO): nucleus; cytosol
Molecular function (GO): protein phosphatase regulator activity; protein phosphatase binding
Source: RefSeq, a predicted model, not a curated record